AUGACAUACGGUCAGACGGUAAACGGCCCGAAGACCUACGGCCAGGUUAAAUACGGCCUGACGACCUACGGCCUCACGACCUACCGCCUAACGACCUACUGCACGACAACCUUCGGACUUUUGACCUACGGCCUGACGACCUACUGUAUUGGUAUGACGACCUAUAGCCUAACAACCUACGGUAUGACAACAAACGGUUUGACAACCUACGGUCUGUUGACCUACGGUCUAAUGACCUAUGGUCUGACAACCCCCGUCCUGACUAUUAACAGCUUGAAGACCUAUGGCCUGACAACCUACAGCAUAAUGACCUACGGCCUGAUGACAAACGGUCUGAUGACGAACGACCAGAUGACCUACGGCCUGACCACCUACGACUUAGCUUCCUGUGGGUGA
Molecule: messenger RNA, 396 nt
Organism: Uranotaenia lowii
Lineage: Eukaryota; Metazoa; Arthropoda; Insecta; Diptera; Culicidae
Exons: 1
Coding region: 1-396 (131 amino acids)
Source: RefSeq, a predicted model, not a curated record